Pocillopora meandrina is the source of this 822-nucleotide messenger RNA. Lineage: Eukaryota; Metazoa; Cnidaria; Anthozoa; Scleractinia; Pocilloporidae. The record is from the annotation of a GenBank genome assembly.
AUGUGUGACAGCUUUUCAGAGGAAGGUUGUCAUGUAGUUACGUCAAAAAGUAACUCAGAAGAAACAGUUUGCAGUUGCAAUCAUUUGACGCAUUUUGCUGUCUUACUGGACUACGACGGUAGCACAAAGGUAAUAAAGUUAUUUUUGCCUUACUUAAUAGUUUUAUGGGCUCAAUGAACUAACUCAAUGUUGUCCUUUAAUUUUUCUUUUCUUGACACAGCUCACCGAGGAGGACGAAACAAUUCUGAAAGUUGCCACCUACGUGGGGCUGAGCCUUUCCAUAAUCGGGAUACUUUUAACAUUAAUACUUUCUUCUUGCCUCACGUAAGCAAUGCACUCGAUUAAUAAUGAGGUAGAUUCUUAACUCUCCUCAACAAGGCUGGUGAUAAAAGAGAUCUCAAUGCCAGUCUCCAUGCAAACAAGAACAGUCAUGUCGGAUUAUUCACAAACUCAAGCUACAUUUCAUGCCCCAUCACGAACUUUUGAACAACUAAUGGUUUCACUUUUUAUGAAUUUUUUAGGCUUUAGACAUUUUCUUCGCAAUAUUUUCUUUUUUUUGUCCUCUCUGGAGCUAUUUACUGACUUACUUCUUUCCUUCGCUGUCAAGAUUUAGUUAAUUUUUUGCCAUUUUUUCCUGUGUGUUGUUGCUUUUGUCUCAUUCAUUCUUCUUGUUUUUAAUAUUAUUUUACCAGAGAUGUUCGUAAACCUCUCUCUCAAAUUCCACUUAGUGUUUCUAUGUCCCUUGGAGCUGGACAGAUCAUCUUCCUCGCUGGAAUAAACGCCACAGGAAACAAAGUCAGUAGCCUCUCCUUCUAUCCAUAG